CAAAGUUAGCUUCAGACUCGUGUUUUUGACGAAGAAUCGACUUAGUGAUCUUCAUAUUUGAACAAAUAUGAGAUUUUAUUUAUUUAAUUUAUUCCUGUAUAUGUGUACGUUAUUCUUCCCCGUUGAUAGCUGGUGGUUUGUGAGUAGCGGGAACAAUAGAGGGUGUCCAAGAAGAGGUAGUGCUAGUCCAUACUACUUUGGAGUUACAGACCUGGCAUGCAUGAACGACAAAAAGCGAAAAGGCAAACGCAGCGCACCUGCAAGAGGGAUAUGGGACUAUACCCAUCGCUUUAUCUUCUACAGAGGGUAUUAUUUUGAAUUCUUUGUUAAUUCCAAUGCAAGGAUUGAAAGAAGUCGUGCAGCUGGAGGCAAGUGUGGAGGAGGAAGAGAAAGAUCUCCAGCUGGAUACAGCUAUCUAAGUUUGGAUUGUAUCAAACGAUGUGCAAUACGCUAUUCAUCCAAAUUCGGAAAGUACGAUAAUGUUAUAAAUAACUGUCACAGCUUUGCUAAUAAAAUGUCUGAAGUUUUAUGUAGAAGGGGCAGCACGUGCCCGUCGUGGUGCUACUGAUGCAUACCAAUCUCGAAAUACAAUGAUCAGAUGAGACUGUGGCAAUACACAAAAUUUAAUAUUUUAAAAAAGUAUUGUUCUUAAUUUUUUUUUUAAAAAGACAUUGCUCUGUUCAUAAAAAGGAGAGAUCAAGGAGAGGGAAUUAAGUGUAUUAAAUUUAUUUGAGAAAAAACAAAGGAAAACCCGAGUGUAUUCUUUAUAUCAAUGUAAUGCUUAAUUUUCAUAAAAUAACUUACAAUCCUUUGUUUUUUACUUUUAACGUGUGAUUUUUGUUAUUGUUAAUUAUUUAAACCAGAGGCACUUGUUUCGCAUAUAUUGUAUACUAGGUCUUCUUAUUUUUACAGCAAUGCAAUGUACAAUUCUUAAAUAAAAUGAAAUUCGUAAAUUUA
Molecule: messenger RNA, 957 nt
Organism: Saccostrea cuccullata (small rock oyster)
Lineage: Eukaryota; Metazoa; Mollusca; Bivalvia; Ostreida; Ostreidae
Exons: 4
Coding region: 68-568 (166 amino acids)
Source: RefSeq, a predicted model, not a curated record